AUGGGGGCCACCAACAUUCAGGACGCAAAGCUCCUAAUUCAGUCUUCACGCGUAAUCGACCGAACGAGCGGCCUCAAAGAUCUCAUACAUAUCCUCAAGCACAACCGCGGGAAGCCCGGUCUUGAGGCUCUCGGCAACAAGGCCUACCUGGCGCUAUGCGAGACGCUUUUCCAAUGCCUCCACGAUGGGCGAUCCGCUUUCCUCGUCAGUAAGACCAAGUCGAGCAAGUCUGGUUCGACCGCUGCGCUCCUUCCCCUCUCAGCCUCGGCGCUCCGUCACGUCAUCGCUUCCGGCGUACGAACCAUCAAGGGCUCCACGGUUGAGAUCAUAAUAGGCACGAUAAUCGAGGUACUCCCAGGCAAAUCCAGUCUGCUUGAGCCGCUUCUUGAAGAUCUCCCCAAGACGUUGCGAUCACUCUUUGAAUACCAGCCGCAUGUCGAGCGUCUGUCAAAGGACUGCUGGGACGCUGCAGUCGAUUUCUGCAUUGAGUCGUUGGCCGGCUUCUUUCAAGAGUCACCUGUAGAAGGUGAGCCGCAGAACAGCUGGAGCACUAGCGUCUCAAGUCGCGCCCGCACCCCCCUUGAUGCCGACUUUACAUCUUCUAGAGCCUCACCGCGCUUGCCAGUGACCAAGACAAAGUCAAGUCCCCCUGAGCAUGUUCGCGCAGCAGAAGACUUCGUCCAUUGCCUGCAUCAUCUCGUCAAAGCCUCAAAUGCGCCAUUGCUUGCUAGAGCGGACGCCAUUCUGGCAGUAUUGCUACAGUUCCUCCAGCAAAGGACUGGCCGUGGAAGUGUGGGCGUUGCUGCUCUAGCCGCUGUUAAUGCAAUUCUUGCACGCACCACGCUGCAAUCCCUCGAACUGACUAAACGCACAGUGCGAGAACUGCUCCCACUUCUGAAGGUUAUGUGGUCCGAAGCUACACUACGGGAUGAGAUUAUGAUCAGUUUGAUAUAUAUCGAGGCACACAUUGCAAGCCUCCUUGCUGACCCAGACGAUGAAACCGUCAGCUCUAACCUGGAAGGCCUUGUCGAGACCAUGUACAGCGACUACCGGCGCAGACAAGAAACUACCGCGCACCAGUAUCUUGAAGAAGACUAUCUUUGUUUUCGACACCUGGGCCCUGCUCACGGCGAUACCCAUCCCCUGAACACUUGCGCAUUCUCUAUGGAAACGGAGCAUCAGCGAUAUGAGGGGCUGUGGUCCACAGUAUCCACCAUUGCACGUUUCUCUUUUAUGCUUGAUGAGCGGAGACAGUAUAUCGCCCACGAUCGUAGCGACGGCGAAGAGAGCUUUAGCAAACGCAUUCGCAUUACUCAAUUAUUUCCUGAAUACCUUCGUCAUGUGUCUGAACCCAGAUCAAAUGUCAAACGUGCAGCUCUACAGGUUGUUGCAUUCAUGGUACAGGAAGGCCCCUUCGACGAGGACGAGCUCCAGCCAAUGUUAGAGAAGCUCACUUCAUGCAUCUCUGAUGAACAUCCUGCUCAUUCGGUAUGGGCAAUGAUAGGCUUGACAGGCGCCGCCCUUCAGCAAUCGGCAUCUCAUCCAAUCCUGCUCCCCUACUGGAUAUCUGCAUGGCAAAGCGCAUCCCGCGCAGUCACUUCCAUGUCCGUAUCCCGUGCGGCAUGUCAUCUCAUGGACGUUCUGUUGAGACUGAACAUCGUUCCCUUUUCAGCUGUCUCUGAGACCGUCCAGUCUCUACUACUAUCCAUUGAAUUAAGUGGACCGGCGCUACUUACAGAGAGCAGUUCAUCACUGUUGACUACCAUCCUUCAGGAACGUAUCAAAGAAAACCCAACACACUUCAGUUCGACCGCUGAGCGAAUCCUCAACUGGCUCCUCACCAAAUGGACUCCGAGUCUCUGGUCUGACCGCACGUAUUCUGCGCUGAAUGCGCAUCACUGCAACGCUCGAGAUGUACUGCGUAUUCUCUUCUCUUGCUUGGACUUGCCCUUCAACCCGCCGAAACCAGCAACUUAUAUGGUACUGGGACCCAUCGCGCAGGCCAGAAUGCAGAUGGGACGUUACAGAGAUUUGGCUCAUUACCUUUUGCUACUUCGUCCUACAAGGGAUUUUACAGCCAAGCUCGAAGGACCGAGCAUCUCUUCCGAGGAGCCCAUGAGCGACUACUAUUCUAUACAGCUUGGAAACAGAAUCCUCGACUACUGCAUAUCUGAGCUUGACAGAGCCAGGCACCACUGGAAGGAUAUGACCGCGACAAACAUACAAGGUAUUACCUCGGACAUGAUGCGCAUCAUCACGAAUCUGUGCAUCGUUGCACCAGCUGUUGCUACUCUUAGCGAUCCAGAUGAGCGCCGUGUUCACGCUCUUCGAUUAGCUGCCACUAGCUUGAUCGAGUCCUUUGUCACUGUACUAGCUAAACCUCAAACGGAACAAUAUAAGGUUGAUGCUGUCCUCGAAACAUGUACAAAAAGUCUUCCUGACAUCAGCUCACUCAAGCGGGUGACCUCGGAUGCGUACAAAUUGACGGGAAUUGACCAGCUAGCUCGGUAUCUACCUAAAGCUCUUCAACAACGCAAAGAGGUCAAACAAUCAUUCUACGCGGAAGACGACGACUUUAUGGAAGUGGACGACGAACCUGACUCGCAAAUGACUGUGGGAGCUACUGCUCUCGAUAACGAUGUGCCUCGACAUGAUGUACAAGCAGAAACCGAUAUAACCGCUUUGCGUGCAUCAUGUUCAGCACACUUACAGUUCAUCUCAUGUCUUGAGAAACAUACUGAACUAGAACCUGGCACAGUACCUCCUGAAUUCGUGGAUUACCUAGUUUCUCUUCCUGAGAGCGAUCUCCUCCGUUCACGUCAGUUUCUUCGUUCAGUAUGGAACAGUCAUUUGAAGAUAUCCCGGAACGACUGCCUCAACCUCUUGGAGCGUUUCAGUGAAGCUCUUAUUGAUCCCCGCGCUCGCGAGUACAAUACCUCGGAAGUUGCCAAUAGUAUGCUUGUCGAGGUUCUAAUUGGAACCACCCUUGUUUGGCUUCCUGAUGCGACCGAUCGCGAAGCUCAGGAUCUCUAUGACAACGUUGAGGCACUCUACGUUUACUACGUCAAGGAGAUGGAGAAGGGAGGUGUGAGACGAUCCGCAAACUUGCAAACAACGAUCGCGAUCUUUCUACAUGGCCUGCUGAAACAUCAUCCCGACUUUGCGCAAAACCGCAAGGUUCCAUCGGUACGGACCAGUCUCUUCGAGCUUCUUUCGAAAGGCGACAUGACCGUGAAGUAUCAUAUUGCCGAGCACCUGCCAAGGAUGUUCGAAGAUUUCGUACUAUCUGAGCACGAUAAGAUUUUGCAGGAUGUCGACAGUAGCUUACCCGGAGAUGAUGAGGGUCUCGAAGGCAUUGCUGUUCGGUUACUUGUCCUGUCACGGCUGGCAUCUCAGUGGCACACGCUGUUGCGCCAUAGUGUGUAUCGCAUUUUCGCAACAGCAGGGACUAUUGCUGGAGCUAUUGAUCACGCUAAACGAUGUAUCUCCAACGUUGCUCAAUCCAGAGGCCUCGGUGAUUCGCAAAGCCUGUUCAAACUUUUCGCUCCGCAAGUCAUCUACACCUGGUUAGAUCGAGGCCAGAGAGUCGGUCGUAUUCCAUUUCCGAUCUUUGGUUAUGCUUCUCUCUUCGACCUUCUCCGUGACAUUGAAGCCGAGGUGGUGGGUCAAGCCAUUAUGUUUGGACGCAAGGAUGAGGUGGACUUUCUGGCCGACUGUUUGGAGAUGUCGACUCAGGAAAUGCUGUCAAGGAACAUUGGCAAGGCAGCUGCAUAUACCAUUGCAUGGGAUACUUGCAGAGGCUCCGCUCGUAACAAAGCCGACUCCAGCUUCGGCAACCUACUUAAAGACAUGGUCGGCAGCGACAAGUACUACGGCCUCAUACAGAAGCAGUUCCCUCAGGUUUUGGGUCACAUAUUCCAAACUAUCGAUCACGAAGAACGUCUCCCCAAGUCGCUGGACAAGAAACCAGCGUUCAAUCCCGCGGCAGCAGUGCUGGCUGAGAUUGCCGAAAUCAGUCAAUCUGCGCAAGGUCUUAAUAUAGGCAUUGAGCCGUCGUUCUCCGCCUUUUACUUGCCAGACCAACUAGAACGUUUGUGUAGACGAACAGGCGAUAGGCCGGCUAGCUUCUGGUCCCCAAGCACAUAUACAUAUGUAAUGCGCUCUUUGCUCGAUCGUAUCCAUCCGGCUCUUGGCUCGCUUUAUGCCAGAUCGAUGAUCCGCAAGAUUCGAAUCAUUGUUGCGUUGGCUGGAUCUGUAGCACUUGAAGGCUACCCGUUGCAAAUGACGCUUCAAUCCUUGCGCCCGUUUCUCACUGAUAUGCAAUGCGCAGAGGAUACGGUGGGAAUCAUGCAGUAUCUUUUUGAGCAUGGCGCUCAAUAUCUCCGCCAACAGCUCAGUUUCGUCACGGGCAUCGGCCUGUCGAUUCUAAUAUCUCUCCGAGUGUUUCUUGGCUCAUCUCAGGAUAGCACCACCCAGCAGUCCCAGCAUAUAGCAACUAUGAGCGCAGCCAAUCGAUUUCACACAUGGCUCACUGAGUACCUCAAGGCUCAUGCUCAGGCCAUCACUGGUACAGAACGGUCCUCCGCCAUCAAAGCCUUCAAGCUCAUCACUACUACCGCUUCUCGGGUCACUGCCGAAGGUAACUCAUUACGAGGUAGUGAGGAGAGCAAGCUUCUUUUGGAAAUACUAGAUGAUGUGCGGUCAGGACGCAAGCUCCUGAAUAAGACAUCACGAGAUGUUGCCUUGGACUUGCUCUGCCAAAACUUUCGCCCUGCUUCGAAUGCCCGAGAUGAUGUCCUUGGGUUAGAUCGCGACGCUGCAGAGUACGCACCCCUAGUUUGGGAAUCUUGUCGCAGAAGCAAAGUUGGCGACGGCUAUCUUUUGUGGACGGCGCGGGUCUUGGGUCGAGCAUAUAGCGCUUACGGGGAAGUCAAGCAAAGCUCUGCGCAGGCUCGACCCUGGUCAUCUUCAAUACAGACUUCAAAGUCUAUUCCUGGAAAGUCAUCGAGAGAAGCUAUUGUGAACGAGGUCAUCGACUUGUUCUAUAGCGACGAUCGCAGUGAGGUUAGUCUGGCAGAAGACGCUGUACGACGUCUGAUCUCUCGCUUGGUUCCCGAUUCACCGUACAUGAGCGAGAUGCAUCGAGUCAUUCCAGAGGCCAUUGGUAAAGCCCUCUUAUACAAGCCUCCAGAGCCGGAUAGCACAUCCCAUCCCAUGGCAGAUGGUCUGCGUGAAGCCGUCUCAACCACGCCGGUGAAGCCAGUAUCGGAUUGGAUCAGGGACCUGACGAUGGCACUUUGCAGAGUCGCAAUUGAUGACCCCAUCCUCGGCGCACUUCCAGACUUGCUUUGUGGUAUUAAUCACAUGGCGGAAAGGCUUUUACCCUACAUACUUCAUCUCGUGCUACUUGACGAGUACGAAGAAGAACGCCAUGUUCACGAUACCAUCUCCAAGUCGAUGGCAAUUUGGUUCCGCGAGUGCAGCCCAACUACGAUACCACAUGUUCGUAUUCUUAUACAAUCCAUUCUCUAUCUGCGAAGUCAACCGGUCCCUAAGGAGGUUACUAGAGUGGAGCGAGACAAGUGGUUGGAUUUCGAUUAUCUCGAGGCUUCACAGGCCGCGAACGAUUGUGGCAUGUAUAGGAGCGCGCUCUUGUUUGCAGAGACGUCUUCCGGUCAACCGAUCAUCAAGAGUAGCACAAGGAGAUCGUCUGUCAGGGCCGACCCUCCAAAGGUGCCUCUUCAACUCCAGCUUUCGAUCUACAAGAACCUUGACGAACCUGAUUCGUUUUACGGAGUAGACCGCGGCUCUAGUCUGUUGUCAGUGCUAGAUCGCCUUGACUACGAGGGGGAUGGUGUCAAGAGCCUUCUUUUCCGCGGUGCUCGCCUCGAUAGUCAGAUGCGCCGACGCAAUGAGUUCGAAGCGGUAGACUCCCGUGGCACAGUCAAAUCUCUGAUCAUGCUCAACAUGAACAGCGUCACGCACUCUCUGCUCUCGAACGACCAAUUCCGCGAUGCAGGAGAUGACGUAGUCGAGAGUACACUCCACACCGCACGAAAGCUGGGCCGGUGGGAUAUCAAGGCGCCUGAGAUGAAUCAUACUGAGGCAAGUACCUUGUUCAAGGCGUUCCAAGGCUUGCAUUUUGCGAAGAGCGCGACGGAGGCUCAGGAAAACUUCGACCGACAACUACAAGCGACCAUGAACUUCCUCUGUGGCAAGGAUAGCUCGUCGAUUUCUACGAAGAUACGCUUGCGAACGCUAGGAGCGCUCGCAGAGGCGGAUGAGGUAAUCAAAGCGGAGCGUUCAGAGCACUUGAUGGAUACCUGGGAUAGCAUGAAGGCUCGAGAGAAGUGGAUGCGGGCUGGCGAGUUCAAUGACGUGCGCCAGCUUCUGUCAUGUCGUGAAACGCUGUUCAACGUAAUCGGCACGAACGUUGCACUUGUGGACUCGUUACAUACCCGGACUGCAACUAUACGGGGUAUGGAGGUAGAGGCUCUGGUUUCCUCUUCUAGCCUUUGCAGAAAGCACGGCGCGCUUCAAGAAUCGCUUGCCAGCGUUACCUAUCUUUCUGACAUCGUCCCAGAAUGCAAGGCUAUCGGUCUAGAUAUCGAGGCUACGGCCCAGCAUGAGGUGGCAAACGUCCUCUGGGAACAAGGCGAAACAGAGAUCUCAAUAAGAAUGCGUCAGCAUCUGAUCGAUCACGCAGACUUCGACUCACAGAAUGUCGACCUGAGCUUGCCAGUAUUGCUUGCCCGACUGGGUCAUCAUCUUGCUGAAGCUCGCCUCGCCAAACCCGAUGCGAUCAUGGAAGAGUACCUGGAGCCAGCGAUUCGCGAACUCAAAGGUCAAAAGGAGGGCUUAGGCCCAGGCCAGGUUUUCCAUGAGUUCGCCCUCUUCUGUGACAAGCAACUGCAGAGCCCUGAAGCCGCUGAAGACAUGAAUCGCAUUAAGACGGUGAUGGAUCGGAAGCUGCAAGAGUAUCAUGACUUUGCCAAGUUGUCGAAGACCGAUAAGAGCAAAGGAAUGCGCGAAACCUACCACCGUAAUGCUCGCCGUGCAAAAACCUGGUACGACCUUGACAAUGCGGAGUACGAAAGGAUGCGGAAAGGUCGUGAGCAAUUCCUGCGCCAGUGUCUCGAGAAUUACCUCCUGUCCCUUCUCGCUAGUGACGAGUACAACCAUGACGCACUUCGGGUAUUCUCCUUGUGGCUGGAGUACUCUGAUACUCCGUUAGCCAACCAAGCUAUCAAGGCAUACCUCAAGGAUGUUCCGAGCGGAAAGUUCGCCUUGCUGAUGAAUCAGCUGUCGUCACGAUUACAAGCUGAGGAGAACGACUUUCAGCAUUUGUUGAUGGAGCUGGUCUUCCGUAUCUGCGUUGAUCAUCCAUUCCAUGGCAUGCACCAGAUUUUUGCAAUCCAGAUGAAGGUAGCCGCCACCUCUAGGGAAGAUGUCGUCCGAGCUAAAGAUGAAUCUGCCAAAUCUCGUCAGAAAGCCGCAGGUGGCCUUGCGACAGCGCUAAGCACUGACAAGAGAGGUCGGUCGUACUGGAGCUCGAUUUUCCAGUCCAAUGAGGUGUAUCACCAUCUCGCCAUGUUCAAGGGCGAGAAAGAAAGUACCCAGCAAGGCCGUGAGUUACCGCUCGACAGGUACAAGGAAUCGCGAGAGUUGGUGAACAAGAUUCCGAAGCUCAACGUACCACCCGCUACUCUGCAAAUUGAGGUUCGACCCAACAUGAACUAUAGCGACUUGCCGAGGAUUGCAGGUUUUAAGUCGACUAUGACGAUAGCCAACGGACUCAGUGCGCCGAAGGUCAUCACUGCUAAGGGAACUGAUGGCAAACCGUACAAACAGCUGUUCAAAUCCGGAAACGACGAUCUGCGUCAAGAUGCCAUCAUGGAGCAAGUUUUCGACCAAGUCUCGCGACUACUCAAGAACCACACCGCAACGCGCAUUCGAAACCUCGGUAUCCGCACAUACAAAGUCCUGCCGCUCUCGACGCGCUCCGGUCUCAUGGAGUUUGUGCAGAACACCAUUCCGCUGCAUCUCUGGGUCAUGCCAGCACAUGAGAAGUACUACCCAAGCGACUACAAGCCUGAGAAGUGUCGCAAAGAAAUCGGCGCAUGCCAACAAGACUCACUCACGACACGCGUCAAAGUGUGGCAAAAGAUUGCAGAUAACUUCCACCCCGUUAUGCGCUAUUUCCUGCUCGAACGCUUCGAAGACCCAGACGAGUGGUUCGAGCGCCGUCUAGCAUAUACUCGCUCCACAGCCGCAAUCUCCAUCCUCGGCCACGUUCUUGGUCUCGGCGAUCGACAUUGUCACAACAUUCUUCUCGACGAGAAGUCCGGCGAAGUAGUGCACAUUGAUCUCGGUGUGAGUUUCGAAGCGGGUCGCGUCUUGCCGGUACCAGAAGUUGUGCCAUUCCGACUGACGCGCGAUUUGGUUGAUGCUAUGGGAUAUACGAAGACGGAGGGUGUGUUCCGCCGCUGCUGCGAGUUCACCAUGGACACGCUGCGUGAGGAAAGGGAGUCGAUUAUGACUCUUCUUAACGUCCUGCGGUACGACCCCCUCGUCAACUGGAGCGUUACACCCACCAAGGCGAAGCGCAUGCAAGAAGCCAACCAAGAAACUGGUGCAAACGGUACCGCGCGUUCGACGACCGUCGCACCUGGGGGUACACCUGCGCCGUCGGGGGGUCAGUCAGCUGUAGAAGAGGCGGCGGGUAUGGCUCAUGAGAGUAAUAAGAAGAGGGAGAAGGAAGAGCAGGCUGGUGAGGCGGGGAGGGCAUUGAGUGUGGUGGAGAAGAAGUUGAGCAAGACGCUCAGUACCAAGGCUACUGUCAAUGAGCUUAUCCAACAGGCUACUGAUGAGCGGAAUCUGGCGGUGCUAUAUAUGGGGUGGGCUAGUUACGCGUAG
This is a messenger RNA of Alternaria atra, 8916 nucleotides long. RefSeq lists its product as uncharacterized. Gene Ontology annotation, biological process: DNA repair. The record is from RefSeq and is a predicted model, not a curated record. Bases 1 to 8916 code for a protein of 2971 amino acids. The transcript is spliced from 7 exons. Gene Ontology annotation, molecular function: protein binding; protein serine/threonine kinase activity. NCBI's taxonomy places the organism in Eukaryota, Fungi, Ascomycota, Dothideomycetes, Pleosporales, Pleosporaceae.